AUGGCUACAUCUGCAGGCAUAAACCUGCGAGACUGCAAAGGGCUUCUCUGUCAUGGAGACUGGACUAUCUACUGGAACUAUGAGAAGAUGUAUAAGAAAGCUGCUUUACAAAGGAAAACAAAAAUAUGCCUCUUCUCAACACCUCAUCCCUCUCCUGUCACCUUCUUGCUGAUGGGCAUCCCAGGACUAGAGCAUCUGCAUGCCUGGAUUGGGAUUCCUUUCUGCUCCAUGUACAUGGUGGCCUUGGUGGGGAAUGUGACCAUCCUGGCCAUGGUGAAGGCAGAGAGAAGCCUCCAUCAGCCUAUGUUCCUGUUUCUGUGCAUGCUGUCAGUCACUGACCUGGUCCUCUCCACAUCCACACUGCCCCGCAUGCUCUGUCUGUUCUGGCUCGGAGUUCAUGACAUUGCCUUUGAUGCUUGCCUGGCCCAAAUGUUCUUCAUCCACAGCUUUACUGCCAUGGAAUCGGGCUUCUUCCUGGCCAUGGCCAUUGACCGCUAUGUGGCCAUCUGUGACCCACUGCGCCACGCCACCAUUCUCACACACAGUUGUAUAACUAUAAUGGGUAUCAUUGUUGUGUGUUGCGGGGUAGCUUUCUUUUCUCCACAUCCCAUCCUGCUUAAACAGCUGCCCUACUGCAGAACACGAAUCAUUGCCCACACCUACUGUGAGUUCAUGGCUGUGGUGAAGCUGGUGUGUAUGGACAUAGCUGCUACCAAAAGCUAUAGCCUCAGUAUGGCUUCUAUCAUUGGCUCAUGUGAUGUCAUUCUCAUUGCUGUAUCCUAUGCCUUCAUCCUGAGCUCUGUAUUCCACCUGCCAUCUCGAGAAGCUAGCUUCAAGGCUUUGGGCACGUGUGGCUCCCACGUCUGUGUCAUCCUUGUUUUCUAUUCCACAGCUGGGUUUUCAAUUUUCAUUCCGUUUGGGAAAAACGUGCCAGCACAUGUUCAUAUUUUCGUUGCAAAUAUGUACCUUUUGAUUCCCCCUUUUCUCAACCCCAUUGUGUAUGGAGUAAGGACCAAGAAAAUACGGGAACAUGUUCUUAAGGUGCUAAGGGUCAAAGCUGCUUGA
Pongo pygmaeus (Bornean orangutan) is the source of this 1065-nucleotide messenger RNA. RefSeq names its product olfactory receptor 52D1-like. Lineage: Eukaryota; Metazoa; Chordata; Mammalia; Primates; Hominidae. Gene Ontology annotation, cellular component: plasma membrane. Gene Ontology annotation, biological process: G protein-coupled receptor signaling pathway. The record is from RefSeq and is a predicted model, not a curated record. Gene Ontology annotation, molecular function: G protein-coupled receptor activity; olfactory receptor activity.